Amoebophrya sp. A120 is the source of this 265-nucleotide messenger RNA. Lineage: Eukaryota; Dinophyceae; Syndiniales; Amoebophryaceae. The record is from the annotation of a GenBank genome assembly.
ACGACGGGGGCAAUGGCGAGCAAGAUUCAGAUGGAAACUUUAUGGAAGUUCUUCUUCCAGGAGGAUGGAGAUCAUGGGAGAAGUCAGAAUUCUGAGACGAUUGAAGCAAAUGACGAAUUGUUGGAAGCGUUGCGGGGCAGGAUGUUCCAGACAGAUGAAACAGCUGGCAAGACGAAUACAGAGUCGCACUACGAAAAGGAACUAGAUUUCGAUGUCAACGUGUUCCUCCGUUCCUGCCCUCUCCUGUUCUACGGUGCGGCUAGUA